This is a messenger RNA of Cladophialophora immunda, 2314 nucleotides long. RefSeq lists its product as uncharacterized. Gene Ontology annotation, molecular function: transmembrane transporter activity. Lineage: Eukaryota; Fungi; Ascomycota; Eurotiomycetes; Chaetothyriales; Herpotrichiellaceae. Gene Ontology annotation, biological process: transmembrane transport. The record is from RefSeq and is a predicted model, not a curated record. The coding region runs from base 272 to 1648 and encodes 458 amino acids. The transcript is spliced from 2 exons. Gene Ontology annotation, cellular component: fungal-type vacuole membrane.
UAUUUGACACGUGUUUUGGGUGAUGGAGUCGGCUAUUCGGCACUGGUUGAGGACCAUGUUACCCCAAAAAGCCCACCGCUUCAGCAGAAACCCAACGAACUUUUGAUGCAGGCGCCCUUUGGAGAUGCAGUCUGCAUGCAGCAAUGUCUCUCUUUCGUCCUCUUGCUCAAUUCCCUUAUCUUGCUCAGAUUCCCGGUAGAAUUCCCAGCAGUAACCUCUUUUCCAAAAGCCGACAGCUAGAUCCAAUGCUCGUGAGACCAAGACACCCAACAUGUCGAGUCAGGAUAUCUCGGAGUACGAGAAAGACGUCAUAGAGAGCCGUCCCGACGGUGAAAAGAACUUCGAGCAGACUUUGUUCCCGGAACUUAAACAGGUCACCAGCAAUGCCCUGAGCAGGAUCACCUCACGCCUCAGCACUCGAGAUAUCGUCGACCCUGGGCCACCUCCCGAUGGAGGCCUCAAAGCAUGGAUCCAAGUCGCCAUGGGGUGGAUUGUUUGCUUUUGUACCUGGGGUUAUAUCAAUUCGUUUGGCGUCUUUCAGACCUAUUAUACCGAGACGUUGGGUGAAUCCCAGUCAACCAUCUCCUGGGUGGGCUCGGUUCAGCUGUGGAUCGUCUUCUUCGUGAGCGCCUUCUCCGGUCGGGCGCUGGACGCUGGGUUGUUCGUUCCCACCUUGCUUAUCGGAUCGAUCAUCCAAAUCGUCGGCAUUUUCAUGACCAGCCUGUGCAAGACCUUCUGGCAGCUUUUGCUUGCUCAAGGCCUCUGCACGGGCCUGGGGAGCGGGAUAUUCUUCUGCCCGACCCUAGGACUUGUGACGACAUAUUUCAGGAGGAAUCGAGGGGUUGCUGUCGCCAUUGUGUCGACCGGGAACUCGGUGGGCGGCGCCAUAUAUCCCGUGAUUGUGCGCCAGCUCCUCCCAAAGAUUGGAUAUGCAUGGACUAUCCGCGUCCUCGGUUUCAUGAACUUGGGAUUGCUUUCGUUGGCGCUGGCAUGCAUGCGGCCGAGAUUGCCUCCUCGAAAGGCCGGCCCGAUAGUAGAAUGGAGGGCAUUCUAUGAAGUGCCGUACGUCUGUGUUCUCCUGGGCAUGUCGCUCGUCUUUGGGGGUCUGUUCUUCUCCUACUAUUACAUCGCCUCCUUCGGCCGGACGAUUUUAGACAUGAGCUAUCAAGACUCACUCACCUUGCUCAUCAUCUUCAACGGGGCCGCGGUACCCGUUCGACUUGUCACGGGUUUCAUUGCGGAUCGGUUCAUGGGUCCGCUGAAUGCCAUGGUGCCGCUCCUUUUCAUCAACGCGCUUUUUGCAUUUACCUGGAUUGCAGUGAAGUCGCAGACAGGCAUGUAUGUGUUUGCAACAUUUUAUGGUUUCUCGGCAGGAGCCUUCCAGUGUCUCUUUCCGACGACGGUGACGAGUUUGAACAACGACUUGAGUAAGAAUGGAGUGAGGAUGGGUAUGGCUUUCUCGUUGUUCAGUUUUGCAGGACUUUCUGGACCUCCGAUCGGAGGAGCGUUAUUGUCGACAAAUGGGGGAGGGCGCGGCGGAUAUCUGGUCGCACAGAUAUGCCUUGGAGUACUUACCGGAGUGGGCGCUUGUUUGAUGUAUGCCGCUCGCGUGUAUAAAGUGGGCUGGAGUUGGAAGAUCAAAUGUUAAAGCAAGGUCGACGAGGGCUGUCGAGAGAGAUUUAGGAGUCGGUCAUGGUUCCGCCGUGACCAGCAACUUCAUCAUCUCGUCUACCCCGUCGGUUCUCUUCGAGAUACCCGUGAUUAUCCGACGUCUUGGCCUUUAAGGCAAUACCAAGUCGGCUUUCUGCACGCUAGGCAAGCCCUGCACGACAUCGAAAGCUCGAAAAGGAUACCGGGGGACUGUACUGUGGAUGAUGGCAAAAUGACAGUCCGUCCCCAGGGUGACGGCUGGAGAAUGGCUUGCUGGGAUUUGCAGUUGGCGAGAAGGUGGAACAACACCACGAUCUACUCGGUUGGUACUGGACAUUGACAACCCGACUUCCUCGGAGGCACUUGGGGAGAUUUGACGCGAACAUUGCGAGCUAGGAAGAGAAGAAAAGGUAGAGGAUGGGUUUUCACGGGCGUUGAUCGAUUUUAUUUGAUGGCGGCAUCUGAGGUGAGAUGACGCGAGCCCUCAGGAGGCCCAUAUAUUCGAGGGAUCCGAGCUUGAAUCCUCCUCGUCUGUUUGAAUAGAUAGAAGCGUCAAGGAUAGAUUAUAGAGACCGGAAGGAGAGAAAGGGAAAAGAUAACGAUGGCGGCGAUAGGAGCAAUUUCAUGGUUGGAUGGUAUUGACUGCGCCCAUUGUACACCGCAG